Messenger RNA from Cyprinus carpio (common carp), 1191 nucleotides. RefSeq lists its product as uncharacterized. Lineage: Eukaryota; Metazoa; Chordata; Actinopteri; Cypriniformes; Cyprinidae. Bases 74 to 847 code for a protein of 257 amino acids. The transcript is spliced from 3 exons. The record is from RefSeq and is a predicted model, not a curated record.
UGAUCCAGACAGCGCAGCCGCUGAUUUCAUACAAUUUAUCACCCAACCCGGCUUCCAGACAGUUAUCGAUCUCAUGCAAGAUGGCGACGAAGAUCCCACCGUCAACGUAACAGACAAACCUUUCCUACCUGAUUCCACUCCGGCGCACGUCGAGAAUUCAAUAGGAUCCGGCGGCGAACUACUUCCUGGACCCAGCGACGAACCAGCAAGAAAGAAGCCUAGAAAAACAAAUCGUCCCACCUCGCCGGUCAGUCCUGGACCAGACGGCGAACCACCAAGAAAGACUUAUCGUUUUACAGCGGUGGUCCGACCUGAUCCGAACGGCGAACUACCAAGAAAGGCUUAUCGUUUUACCCCGGCGAUCAGUCCUGAGAGCUCUCCAGAGAGGAAAACUCUUUGUCUGACACCACCGAACGGCCCGGCGACCAGUCCUGAGACCGAGCUGUUUUAUGCAGACUCGAGUAGAAGCCAUAAGGAUGACGUGACAACCUGGGGUACGUCUCAAAUCGAUGCUUGGGACCAGAGUUCUUGGACGAGCGAGCGUGACGAGGUGUCAACCACCAACGUGGGUCAAACACCAUAUGCUUCUCACUCACCGUCGUCGGAAGAAGUAGAAGUGGAAGAAGUUCCGGCGCGUCACCCGGUUGAUGAACCAUUCGAUGAUCUGCCUCCGACUCAUAGGCCCAUUAAUUCGAUAGAAUCAUUUGGUCAAGAGUUUCGCGAUGCGCAGGUUGACAUAAACAACAAAUACGUCGAACUCUGUGACGUACAAGAUGAUAUUAACAACAAAUUGAUUGCGUUGCACAGUGAGUCUCGUGACAGACAAAUCGAAACCCAUAGCAGAUGACCUCGAGACACGCAGUCGAUUCGAUGCGCAGGAUCGCUUUUAUUCAAGAUCUGGCCGAUGAAAUAUUCCGUCGCGUCAAUGCUAUGAGAUCAACGAUUGAUCAGCAGUUUGAUAGAAAUGAUCGUAUGGUGAGUCAAUACCAAUGGGAAUUGGUGCUCAUUUUGCAUCACCUUAUUCUCACCAUCGUAGACGAGACCACAGAGUCAAAUUGAAUAUAGAUGUAUUCCGAGUAAUUCUUUUAUCGCACGUCUGCUAUGAUUUUUUAAUAUUUUAUGUAUGCUUUUUAUACUUUGUUUACAUAUAAUCCGAUAUUUCAUUUAUACUCUGAUUUUGUAACAAGUCAU